This is a messenger RNA of Salvia hispanica, 603 nucleotides long. Its product is annotated as ethylene-responsive transcription factor ERF118-like. Gene Ontology annotation, molecular function: DNA binding; DNA-binding transcription factor activity. The record is from RefSeq and is a predicted model, not a curated record. NCBI's taxonomy places the organism in Eukaryota, Viridiplantae, Streptophyta, Magnoliopsida, Lamiales, Lamiaceae. Gene Ontology annotation, biological process: regulation of DNA-templated transcription.
AUGACAAAAUUCUCAGCCCAUCCCCGGAAAAUCAGGCUCUCCUAUUCCGAUCCCGACGCCACCGAUUCAUCGUCGGACGAAUCCGAUCCAUCGGCCAGAAAAUCCAAGAGAAUUGUCCACGAGCUGCUGCUCCCUCUGCUGAAGAUUUCCAGCCGAGAAAUCGAAUCGGAACGCGGCGCCGAUGAAUUCCAGAAUCUGAUCGCCGAGAGGAGCUUCGUCGGCGUGCACAAGAGGAAAUCGGGGAGGUACGCGGCCGAGGUGAGGGAUCGUCGGCUGAAGAAACGCAUCUGGCUGGGCACGUUCAACACCGCCGAAGAGGCCUCCGCGGCUUAUCUGGCGGCGAAGCGCGAGAUCGAGGAGGCGCCGAGAGUCAGAGAGGGGGGAAUCGUGUGGGUUGCUUCCGAGAAGACCGGCGGCUCUCCGAAUUCGGUUCUCGAAAAUUCGUCCGAUGAAAGCGGCGGCGGGAAGGAUCCGGAGCAGAAAAUAGGGUUUCUGUGCGGCGUGCAAAUUGUUGACCCGAAUGGAUAUCUGGUUGGGGAAUUCAGCAAGCUGGAUGAUCUGAGCAUUGCCACGGCGGAGGACGGCGUCGUUUUGGCAGGUUAA